Molecule: messenger RNA, 885 nt
Organism: Danaus chrysippus (African queen)
Lineage: Eukaryota; Metazoa; Arthropoda; Insecta; Lepidoptera; Nymphalidae
Source: the annotation of a GenBank genome assembly
AUGUUUAAAAAUACCUAUCAAAGCGGAUUAUUAUCAAUAUUUUAUAGCUGUGGUUCUGAUCCUUUAGCAAUUUGGGAUACAGAGGUGCAGAAUGGUCACAUAAAGCGUCUUACGGAUAAUGAGGUCAAUUCUAUAGUUUUGGAAAUAGUUAGCACAAAUGUUGCAACUACGUAUAUUUCAUGUCCAAAGAAAAAUCAAGUUCUUGGAAUACGACUUCCAUUCCUUGUAAUGAUUGUAAAAAAUUUAAAAAGGUAUUUUUCAUUUGAAAUAACAAUAUUAGACGACAAAAAUAUGAGAAGACGAUUCAGAAUUUCUAAUUUCCAAUCAACAACAAAGAUUAAGCCUUUUUGUACAAGUAUGCCAAUAGGAUUAUCUGGCGGUUGGAAUCAAAUUCAAUUUAAUUUAGCGGAUUUUACAAGGCGAGCUUAUGGAAGUCAAUUUAUAGAAACACUUCGGGUACAAGUUCACGCUAACGCUCGUUUGAGGAGGAUCUACUUUAGCGAAAAACUUUACACCGAAGAAGAAUUACCUCAGGAUUAUAAAUUAUACUUGCCAUUGGACAGAAAACAAAGGAAAACUAAGACGGAAAAGAAAGAGGAGAAAGUAGAAACAAAGGCAGCAAAACCCGAGACAGAAGGAGAGCAACCCUCGAAACCUGUUGAGGUACAGAGUAAAGUAAGCGCAAUGACGGCUACACCAACAACAACAGAAGCCGGAGAUGAAAAAUCUGAGGCUGCUGAGCAACCGUCAGAAGUAGUUGAGGAAGUAGCCCCUGAGCAAAAGGAAGAAGAGCAACCAGAAGCACCGCCCGAAGAAGCAGCUGAUGAAGCGGCUGAACCAACAGCAGACGAGCUCGAAGAACCAACAGAAGAAGCAGAGGGUUGA